GCUACCCCUUUAAAAAUUCAGUUCACACAUUUAAUAAUGAUCGGAUUCAUUUUAUUCCGUAUUCAUAUCUUUCGUUUCCUCAUGGUACAUGACAAAACUGAAAAGACCUUUCGUCGAUGAUAAACAUUUCUUAAAUAACCUAAUUUUCAAAGAAUCUUCACACGUCCGUACUUUACGUUCAUUCGGACAAACAAAUAAAUCUUGCAACAAACUACUGUGUAAAAUCUGUUUCGGAAUUAGCCAUUCGAUUUUACGCCAAGUGGAGGCACGUUAAGUUAGGAAAUCCAGCGAAUUGUCGGACAUGGUUACGUCACAGUUGCAUCCAAGUGGGGGAAGCGGUUGCCAUAGCAACGGCGUCGCGUCGCCGCAUCCGUUGCUUAGUCAGCUGAUCUCGCUCGGAUGAAACUGGAAGAUACGCAAGGACGCGGAACGAGGACGUGGUCGGUAAACCCGGUAAUUAGACCUAACGUUCGUAUACGUCUUUCAUUUUUAUGGAUUCUACGACGUUCUUGAAAUUUUUCAGACACUCGCAGACCCAAGGCGUCCGGAGGCCUCGACAUCGGCGGUGGGCUCCGAGUCGGCGCGUUGAGGCUCUUCCCCUCGCUGGUCGGGUCUCCUCCUCUUUGCCUCCUUGUCGUCAUCCAGUGGAUGGGCUUUCAUUGCGUACUCCUGUCACGCUCGAUCGCCCGAAGCCUCCGCCGCGACCAGACUCGGAACGGCCCAGCCAUCAGCUUCGGGUCUCCGCGACUUCGGCGAACGGCCACCUCGAUUCCGAAGAAUCUUCCCGGGACCCUGGUGCGGACUUUCUUGGAUCCACGGCUCGAUCGCCGACUGUCACUCGUUACGAGUCUCGUCGGCUUCGUCGAGACUCCCAGAGUCUGUCUACGGUAUCCUUGAGGUUCCUGACCGUCCGACAGCCGGACACGUUUCACCGGGGGUCCAUCGAAGCCUUCUCGCUGGUGGGAUCGUCCGGAUUUAUAAGGGAAGCCAAGAUGAACAAGCUUUGCCGACAACUCUCCAUCGAAAGUCCAGGAACCUCUGGCAGGGAUUGCGUCUUCAGCUUCGACGUGCCCGUACCGGAAGUGCCGUCUCAUGGAGCUCGUAUUCAAGUCGUGUGCGCCGGGGCUUGCUAUCACCCCCGACGCUCCCCGGCUCCGAUGGGUUUGACUCCGGGUUUGACUCCGGGUUUGACUCCGGCUUCCAGCUCGAGCAGCCUGGCUACCGACGUCUCCGUCGAAGGCGAUUAUCCGACGUCCUUGCCUCACUACGGGGUGCGGAACGCGGCUCUGUUCCCCGGAUACGAGGUGGCGGGCACGAUAGAGUCCCUUGGGUCGGACGUCCCCGAGGACUGUGGCUACGCGGUGGGUGACCGAGUCAUCCUGUACCCCUACGAGGGAGUUCCUAACGGCUACGUGGAUUAUUUGGUGGUUCACGACUUGAAGUACCUCCUCAAAAUUCCCGACAACAUGCCUCUGAGCGUAGCGGCUAUGCUGCCUGCCGGAGCUCUGCUGGCCAUGAACACCGUCUUCGCAGCUCACGAGCACGUCCAGGCGUUGCUGGAGGAACGAGGCGAAGGCAGCGUGUGCAAGAUCCUAGUCGUCGGCACGGGAGGUUUAGCCUUAUGGGCUCUCAGAAUUGCGGCAUAUUAUUUCAGCAACACGAAGGACAGGGUCACCAUCACCGUCGCGUCGCUCAAGGACGAGGGCUUGAUUCUCGCCCAGGAAUUUAAACGAGUGCAUUCUGAUUUUAGGGUGAACGUGGUCCAGUGGAACGAGGACCUCUACGAGAAGCAGCUGAUCGAGCGAACGAUGGACGCGUGCCAGGGCUUGGUCGACGUGGUCAUCGACUUUGGAACGACCUCGCGAAGCCUUCACCGGAGCGUACAGUGCCUCGGCAAAGGCGGCGUCGUCUUCGUCAUCCGGGAGGUCGCCAACAGGCUGCUGCCAAAGUUCAGCAGGUGUGCCGAGGAGAGGCAACAGAGCAUUCAGCCCGUGGAGCCGGGCACCUUGGAGCAGUUGAAGGAGUUGGUCAAAUUGGUGGGAUCCGGCGAGAUAGAGCCUCCACCGCACACCGAGUACCCGGCCGAGCAAGCCCUGGACGUCGUGCACAAGCUCUGCCAUUCGCAAAUUCACGGAAGGGCCAUUUUGCGUUUCCAUCCAACCGAUUAAGUCCCGACCCUGAGACUGCUCUCGGGGUUUCGCAGCGAGUACUACGAGGUUCGGGCAUCGUUUCGGAGUAGAUUCGCGAUAACGUGGAAAAGACCCGUUCGGGAUCGAUGAGACGAAGGAACUCGAGAUUAAUUAGAUGUAGAACGCGAUAAGAGAAAUCUUGCAUUUUUGUUCUUCCGAUACUUCAGUAUCCGGCAGUAUAUCGUUCAAGCGUUAAACUUUUAAACGGUUGCAUGGCGUUGUUACAUUCCAGAGUUUGCAUUUAUCGAUGACAAAUGUGCUCGGUUUUGUGCGGCACCGAUAAUUCGUAACGUUUUCAUGAGCAAAUGUAAGAUUAGAGGGUAUUUCAAUCGAUAUAGCGUAAUUCAUUCGCUAUAGCGUAUUUCGUUUUUUAAGGAGGCGCAAUAUACUCUCGUCGGUCGGUACGGCGGUACCGACAUCGGUACGACGGUACGGUAACAAGUAACAAACGAAGAAAGAUAUUUAAUUAAAUCGAUUGCGCGUUUUCGAGGGACAUCGUGAAUUUUAGAUUGGCUGGACCGAUUUCAAUCAUGAAUGAGAUACCGAAUCGAUCGGUUGGUAGAUUGAGAUGAUCUUUAGGGUGCUGCGAAACCCCUGGUGCUGCCUCGAAGAAAAAUUCAAUUUUCUCCAAGGAUUAAACUCGUUUAUUUAUUUACUUUUAUAUAAAGAAAAAUUCAAUCUUCUUAUCGAUGGUUCUGAAAUGUAAAAAUUUAUUUUUCGAGAUUUCGGAUCAUGAAUAUCUAGCCAAAAAAUAAGGGAAUGAAUAAUGAACGGUUAAAAGUGAUAAUUUUUUUUUUUAAGUUUCAGUGUACCUAAUAAUGUUAUUAUUUUUUUUAUUUUUUGGGGGGGUAGGGGAUGAACAGGAGCUUCGGCUUCCGAAUUCGAUGGACUGGGAGAGUAGAACUUGGAGUUUUAAAUCACCUUAAUGAUUAAUUUAACCGAAAAAUCGAUACGAUGGGCUUCUUAGGUAGAGCUAGUUCCGUUAAUUCAGAUUUACGGCACGUGUUCUAUUAUAUUAAUUAUUAAUACGUCCCACAAAAGCUAAUAGAUCGACUCGAUGGAGUAACUUCGAUGAAUUUGGUUUCGGCUGUUCGCGGACAGUAAAAGACUAGUCAGAGUCUAUCGAUGCUUCUUUGCCGUUUUCAAACUGGCAGGAUUGCGUCCUGCACCUUUUUUCAUUUACCGUUCUUUACAUAGGUAUGCAUAUAUACGUGUGUUGUAUAUAUAUUAUUAUAUGCAUAUACAUGUACAUAUAUACACCUGAUAGUAUUUUUUUUUAGUUAUAUUCCAAAUCAUUGAUCGCGCGUUCUUGUGUUGCGGUUAAAUUUAUUGUAAUUUAAAAGACUGUUCGUUCGUUCAAACGAUUUUGUAUCGACGUAGAUAUUAAUUAGAAAUUUAACUACUUCCUGUACUUUUAGGGUAACAUAUGUUAUUGUAACCAACGUGUUUAAUAAUACAGUGAAUACGUUUUUUA
Orussus abietinus is the source of this 3663-nucleotide messenger RNA. RefSeq lists its product as uncharacterized. Gene Ontology annotation, biological process: alcohol metabolic process. Gene Ontology annotation, molecular function: alcohol dehydrogenase (NADP+) activity. The coding region runs from base 492 to 2168 and encodes 558 amino acids. The record is from RefSeq and is a predicted model, not a curated record. Lineage: Eukaryota; Metazoa; Arthropoda; Insecta; Hymenoptera; Orussidae. The transcript has 3 exons.